GAUUUAGGUAGUGUUUUAAAAUUUUUUGGGAAUUUUCAACGUUUAUCUGGACACUAAGGGAUUUAACUGAAUUCAAUCUACUAAGAGAUGUCAUCUGAGAGGGGAAGCCUUUCUGAAGUUCAAAUUAAACUUGUGGUUAAACGUGCACAUAUUGAUCAGUCAUUGGAUUGGAAUUCAUUGGCUAGAGUACAACUAAACAAGUGUAAAUUUAAUUUUACUGCUGAAGUCCUACCACCAGGAACAUCUGCUAUACCAGCUAUAAAUUCUAUUCCAUUCUAUGUAACUCCUAUUGUACGUGGUCCACGUCCUUAUUUCGAUCAAAUUGUCAGUUUCAAAGCUGAUGUUGAUAGUAUUAUAGAAUUUCGUCUUUCUGUACGUGAUAGUAAACGUGAUGAAGGUACUGAAGUUGGAUAUGGUCGAUUUACUGUUCGCAGUGUUGCAGCUACCAAUGGGAAUCAAUUGAGCAAUUUGGCAUUUUCACAACCAAUUAAACCACUUCCAUGGUUGCAUAAUUCUACUAUUUCUUCAUCGAGUUCAUUAGGCAGUAUUGAUUUGUCAAUUUCUGUGCCAAUACGUGAUUUAAGCAGUGCAUUAUUAGCUCAACAUUUGUCUAGAUCAAUAUCCAGAAUAACAGCCAAUUCUGUUAAUGGUCGUCAUACUUCUGGAUCACAAUCAGAAUCAACUUCAAGUAUUACAGUAAGAUCACCGUCUACUGACCGUACGAUGAAUAAUCACUUGGUAGACAGUGGUGGCGGGGUUGGACCAACUUUAAACCCAUCUGCUAAUCACAGUAGUAAUAAUAAUAACACAGAGAAUGCCAAUGACUCCUCGUUACCACCUGGUUGGGAAGCUAAAUAUACUUCAGAAGGACGAAUAUAUUAUGUGGAUCAUUUAACAAAAACAACAACAUGGUGUAAACCUACUCCACUUCCGCCUGGAUGGGAACGAAGAACAGAUAAUGUUGGACGAGUAUAUUAUAUCGAUCAUAAUACUCGAACUACAACAUGGCUUUGUCCAAAUCAAACACUUUUAAAUACAGUACAAAAUUAUCAACAAAUGACUGCUUCACGAAAUGGUAUUAUGCAACAACGAAUGAAUGAACGUUAUGCGAAUGCUGUUUGGAAUUUAGGUGAAUCAGAACCACUAGACGCUAGUUCACGAACAAAUACUUCAACUGGUGGUGUAAUGGAUCCAUUAGGUCCUUUACCAGCUAACUGGGAACGACGUGUUGACAUAUCUGGCCGUUCGUAUUUUGUUAAUCAUGUUAGUCGAAUCUCUCAAUGGGAAGAUCCUCGUAUACAAGGUCAUCCAUUACCUCCUGGUUGGGAAAUUCGUUAUACAACUGAAGGAUUUCCAUUUUUUGUUGAUCAUAAUACUAAAACAUCGACAUUCAAUGAUCCCAGACGAAAAGAUGCAAGUGGGAAUAUUGAACAAGCAUGGUCAUUUGAAAAUAAAGUUGCCAGUUUCCAUUAUCUUUGUCAUUCAAAUUUGGUGACAAAAAAUGUGAAAGUUGUUGUGUCCCGUAGUAAUCUUCUAGUGGAUUCAUUUGAACAAAUUAUGCGAUUGAAACCACAUGAAUUACGUUGUCGUUUGUUCAUUUCAUUUACUGGCGAAGAAGGUUUAGACUAUGGCGGGUUAUCACGAGAGUGGUUUUUCAAAUUAUCUACAGAAUUAUUAAAUCCAAUGUAUUGUUUAUUUGAAUACGCCGGUGGUAAUAAUUAUGCAUUACAAAUUAAUCCUGCAUCAUCGGUUAAUCCGGAACAUUUGGAAUAUUUUCGAUUUGUUGGACGAUUUAUUGCUUUAGCAUUAUAUCAUUCUAGAUUUAUUGAUAAUGGUUUCACUUUACCAUUUUAUAAACGUAUGUUAAAUAAAAAUAUCACUUUAGCUGAUAUUGAAACAGUUGAUGUGGAAUAUUAUAAUUCAUUGAAAUUUAUUCAAGAGAAUAAUAUCGAUGAAUGCGGAUUAGAUGUCUACUUUGCUAUGGAUUAUGAAGUAUUGGGUGAACUACGAACGCAUGAAUUGAAACCAGGCGGUAGAGAUAUUCUAUUGACUGAUGCAAAUAAAGCUGAGUAUAUUGAUCUAAUGGUUAAUUGGAGAUUUUCUCGUGGAGUAGAAGAUCAAACAAAUGCAUUCCUUACUGGUUUCGAAGAUGUAUUUCCUCUUCAAUGGUUACAAUAUUUUGAUGAACGUGAAUUAGAAGUUUUAUUAUGUGGUAUGCAACAAAUCGAUGUAGAUGAUUGGCAAUCGCAUACAACUUAUAAAAAAUACGAUGCUCGAUCUCCACAAGUUUUAUGGUUUUGGAAAUUUGUUCGAAGUUUAACUCAACAAAGACGUAUUCGAUUACUUCAGUUUGUCACUGGCACAUGUCGUGUCCCUGUUGGAGGAUUUAAAAAUCUUAUGGGUCAGUUUUGCUAUUUCAUUUCAUGUUAUUAUAGCCACUGAAUAAUAAUUAUCGUUAUUUGCGAAGGGUAAACUGAGAUUUUUCGGUAAAUAUGGUACGUGGUUAGCAAUUGGAUCCGGGACUUACAGUACAUUUAUCCCGCUUGGGACUCGUCAGCUGAAUGCAACUUCAUCCCGGUGUUGUUAAUGUUUACACUGAUUGUAAUCCAUUGUUACAUCACUUCAAAUCCCAACAAUAUUGUACACAUUUAUUAUGGUGUUAUUCUUAUGCCACUUCUAACAUAUAAGUUAGUGUAACGCAUCACAGUUACCAAGUAUAUUGAUUAAUGCUCCCAGCUUUGAGCUACACCAUUCGUAUAACACCUAUCGAUACUAUCCGGUUUCUCUAGCGCAAUAUUGAAUUAGUGGCAAUUCACAUACGUCCAACUAUCGCCUACCUCAACGCAAAGUAACGUUGACCGGACCAUUAGUUGUAGUAAGCCUGAAGAAAACUAAUAGGGCAACUAAACAUAAUGGCGGCAUCUAUUCAUGAAAUAGUUGGGAGUUGGAGUGAACUAUCUUGUGUUAGUUGUAGACUACAUUCAGUAUGGCAACUUGGCCUAACGUUUACUUGUCCUAGGUUCUGUGUUCCUCACGACUGACUAACCUAUUAUUGAAAGUUGAGUGCUUUCACCAUUGAGCUUACCACUUUACAACAUAUAAUCUCUGUGUCAAGCCCCAAAAUUAUAGUUGACAGUUGACGAAUACAAGAAACACUGCAGAGACUAAUGAUCACGUACAUGUCACUACCUUUAAAUAGGUAUAUCCCUAUUAGCAUCUUUGCAGUGUUCCUUCUCAUUUUUUUAAUUUGUUCGUGAUUCUGAAGUGUUUAUGACAUUCAAGAAGUAUAGUAGUUAUUCUACGUCACAUAUAAAAGCAUUUGUAUAUAUUUCAAAGUUAGUUUGUUAGGCUAAAGGUGAAUUUUUAAAUGGUGCAUUAUUGACUGAAUGAUCAGUCUUAUCUAGAAUCCCUAAAUGCCCUCGUACGGUCGAGAGUGGAGAGAGUUCGCUCUCCCUCUUGAAAUGCUCGCACACGGCCACGCGUAUACAGCCAUUCCAAGAGAAGUCCUACUCACUGCCUUCUCUCGUUAGGGGUGCUGCUUACGAAAUCGAGAGGACAAGUAGCGAAUGUCCGGCGCUUUAACCGGAUUGGUGGAUAUGGAGAAUCCAUGUAGGGGAGUUGGAAAUCCCUGAUUACAAACCGAUGGUGCACAUGGCCUCCAGGAUCCUGAGAGAAUAAAAGGCGUAUGAACCUAGUUGUGGUUACUGGCUUCCAUGGAACGGCAUUUCCUAAGGCUGCUCCACUGCCUUGUGGAUUAGACCUCUAUGUGAGAGCCUCGGGGAGUAGCUUGCUAAGAAAACCACUUACCUCGGUUUGGACACCCAGGAAGUAUCCCAGCCCUUACACAAAUCAGAUAAUUUGUGUGGCGCAUAUAUAUUCGGUGUCUCAUACCAAUGUUUAUGUGCCUAAAUAAAUAAUAAAGUUCUCUACCAUCCAUUUUCGGUUUUGGUAACUUUUCACAAAACAUGGAAUACUACACAUUUCCAAUCUUAUAUAUCUUCUCCGUAUAUAUUCGGUUUUCGUUUAGUGCAUCAAUCCAGCCCAUAUCUAAUAAAAAUGUUACGUAAUCAUAAUCCAGGGUUUAUGUUUAGUUUUUAGGAGAUUUCGAAUAAUAUCGUAGUCUAUUCAUUAUAUGCUCAAAUUGAGAUCAUUAGUAGUCUAUUUUUACAAAAUCCAAAUUAUAUAGUACAUAUCCCUUUUAGAAUUACUUUUUGUUUGUGACAAAACAUUUUUGCCUCAUUUCCGUUCUUUAUUGUUUUCCAAGUAUUCAUAAAAUGAAGCGCUGAAAAGACUAGGUUUGAUAUCGUGCACACGAAAACAUAGUGUUUCAUCAGCAACGAUCAUCUAUACUUUUAGGUAACUGGGAGGUAUAAUCAGACUUUUCCUUUAGGCAACACAACAUUCAAUCUUUGUCAACUUGUGUUCAUAUUUUAACAGGUUCGGUACAAUUUGUGCAUGGAAUUUUAAAGUCUGAAAACUAGACAUAAUUCUAUCUGACCGGUCUUGACCAUCACUACUGACCUAUCGAGUUUCUUUAUAGGAUCAAGGACAAUUUGAACGGAUCCAUACAGUAUUAGAUCCUGUCUUCCUUAUAUAAUUUAUGAUUGACUCCUGUCGAUAUGUCAUUAUUCAUUACUGCUUAUUUACUAUUUCAUUUGUUUUAGGUAAUAAUGGUCCACAACCAUUUUGUAUUGAAUAUAUUGGUAAAGAUUCAUGGCUACCUCGAAGUCAUACAUGUUUCAAUCGAUUAGAUCUACCACCAUAUCGAUCAUAUGAACAAUUAGCUGAGAAGUUAUCUUAUGCAAUUGAUGAAACAGAAGGUUUUGGACAAGAAUAAAACUUUCUUUUUAUGAUUUAAAAAAAAAACCAAGAGAAACUUACAAAUUAUAGUGCCUUUUUUCAUAUGUAUAUCUUAUAGACAAAAUGAAAAGAGGAAUGAAAGUGGAAAAAAGAAAACAAAGAUAAGAUUGAAUGAUAGAUUAUUUGAUUACAUAACCAUUUGACUGAAUUGUAUUGUACUUUGAUGCCAAUGGUUGUUGUUGUUGUUGUUUUUCUUUCUUUCCUAUCUAGAUGAUGUGAACUUUGCUAGUUAAAUUCAUUGUUAUUCAUAACUAUGAUCAGAUCUCUCUCUAUAUAUAUACAUGUAUUAUUUGUAGAGAGAGAGAUACAAUUGAGAAUUGUAUUGUAACCCAUUCUAUCUUUGUCACACAUACCCCCACACACACAGGCAUACAUAAUGAAAGACACUAAUGAAGUGGUUCAUUAAUUACUUAAUAAGAGAGACAUACUAACAAUUGUAUAUUGCAUACAAAAUGAAUUUAAACAUUUGUCUUUCUUGUACUGCACAGUAUUGGUUCUCUAUUCUGUUAUUAUAGGUUAUCUAACUUGUUUGGAUGUUUUUCUUUGAUUUCUCUUUACUUCUUGUUUACUAUUAUUUCAACUAUUGCUGUGAUCUUCUCUCUCUCCCACAUUGUGGGUAAUAUGAAUUCACAUUUUAUUGUAUUCAUUCCAAUGUUGUAUACAUAUGUACACACAAACGCGCGCACGCACAUGCAAAUCCUGAUUAUUAUCAUCAGUUAUUAAAGCCAUUAUUCAAUCACCGUUCUCCUAAGUCGAUGCGCGCACAUAAUGAAGGCUUGAUGAAACAUAAAAUUAAAUUCCCCUGAACCAACUUGUUUAAAACUAAUUGUGUGUGUGUGUGUACAGAUCUUUCACUUUAUAAAUAUAUUUGACAAGUUGUACGCAUACUGUUGUUAUGAAGCAUUGUAAAUGUUCUUUUUCUGUUUAGAGAGAUGGUUUAUUUGUUUUUGUUUUGUCAGUGAAAAACAAAAGCCAUUUGUAAUUCUUCUAUUGACUUG
This is a messenger RNA of Schistosoma bovis, 5858 nucleotides long. NCBI's taxonomy places the organism in Eukaryota, Metazoa, Platyhelminthes, Trematoda, Strigeidida, Schistosomatidae. The record is from the annotation of a GenBank genome assembly.